CUCUCUCUCUCUCUCUUUCUCUCUCCCUCUCCCCCCUCCCUCGCUCGCUCUCUCGCCCGCUCGCUCUCUCUCUCUUACACUGCCAGCCCCUGAUGUGAUGGCGAAGAAACCCCGUUGACAAGGCACUGCUUUUUCAUGACGUUGUCAUGGAUGAUGACGACGAUGAAUCCUGUCUCCUUGAUCUUAUUGGGGACCCACAGGCACUGAAUUAUUUUCUGCAUGGACCUAGUAGUAAAUCUAGCAAUGAAGACUUGACAAAUGCAGGAUAUUCUGUAGCCAACUCAAAUUCAAUUUUCGCCAACUCCAAUAACACUGAUCCUAAAACAUCAAUAAAAGGUGUAAGCAAUCAGCUUGGAGAGGGGCCUAGUGAUGGACUGCAACUGUCAAGUAGCCUUCAGUUUCUUGAAGAUGAACUUGAAUCUUCUCCUUUACCUGAUCUCAGUGAGGAUCAGCCUUUUGAUAUUCUUCAGAAGUCCUUACAGGAGGCCAAUAUUACUGAACAGACUUUGGCAGAAGAGGCAUACUUGGAUGCCAGUAUAGGUUCUAGCCAACAGUUUGCACAAGCUCAGCUUCAUCCUUCUUCAUCAGCAUCCUUUACUCAGGCUUCUAAUGUUUCUAAUUACUCAGGUCAGACGUUGCAACCUAUAGGAGUUACUCAAGUGGUACAGCAACCUGUUGGAACAUCUUUUGCAAGCAAUACAGUUGGUGUGCAACAUGGCUUUAUGCAACACGUGGGAAUUAGUGUUCCCAGCCAACACUUGUCAAAUAACAACCAGAUCAGUGGUUCUGGGCAGAUACAGCUAAUUGGUUCAUUUAGUAAUCAGCCUUCCAUGAUGACCAUUAAUAACCUUGAUGGAUCUCAGAUUAUAUUGAAAGGCAGUGGACAGCAAGCAUCAGCAAACAUGAGUGGUGGACUCCUAGUUCAUCGACAGACUCCUAAUGGUAACUCAUUAUUUGGUAAUUCAAAUUCAAGUCCAGUAGCACAACCUGUAACUGUUCCAUUUAAUAGCACAAAUUUUCAGACAUCUUUACCUGUGCAUAAUAUCAUCAUUCAGAGGGGUCUAGCACCAAAUUCUAAUAAAGUCCCCAUUAAUAUCCAACCAAAGCCUAUUCAGAUGGGUCAGCAAGCUUCGUACAGUGUGAAUAAUUUGGGAAUACAGCAGCAUCAUGUACAACAAGGAAUUCCUUUUGGUUCAGCAAACUCACCUCAGAAUUCAGUAGUUGGUCCUCAUAUGUCUGUUAAUAUUGUUAAUCAGCAAAACGCAAGAAAAUCAGUUACACCUCAAACAGUUAGCAAUGCUGGAGGUAGUAUUGUUAUCCAUUCUCCUAUGGGACAGCCUCAUGCACCUCAAAACCAAUUUCUCAUACCUACAAGUCUCUCUGUCAAUUCUAAUUCAGUUCAUCAUGUUCAGACUAUAAAUGGACAACUUCUUCAGACUCAACCUUCCCAGCUGGUUCCAAGCCAAGUAUCUGCUGAACAUGUUAUGUUGAACAGAAACUCUAACAACAUGCUCAGAGCCAACCAGUCAUAUUCAGGACAGAUGCUGAAUAACCAGAACACAGCUGUGCAGUUAGUUUCUGGUCAGACAUUCACAGCUCCUGGAGGCCAAGUUAUAGUAAAUCAUGGAAAUUCUCAAAUUGUUGGGGGACAGGUGCCAUUACAACAGGCAUCACCAACCGUGCUGCAUUUAUCACCGAGUCAAGGUAAUGUUUCUCAAGGUAGAUCAGGUUUUACUACAAUGUCACCUGGACAGUCUUCAGUGUCAAAUAUAUCAGCAUCAAACCGGUUCACUGUUUCAAGUUCUGGCUCUGUACAUCCAAGCUUGGGGCCUUCAAUUCAGUCUAUUGCAUCAGGAGGAAAUUUUACUGGAGAUCAACUUGCGCAGCAGAAUAGAACUCAAGUUUCAGUCAGUGGGUCACAUCGUCUUCCAGCUUCCUCUUCUAAAUCUAUCAGCACCUUCAGUCACACAUCAGUAGGAGUCACACAGCAACAAUAUCCUUUUGGUCAGGCUCAGAAAAAAAUUAUGAACCAGACCUCACCAGUUUCUGCAUCAAAGUCACAAGAUGGCUUGAGACAACCCCAGUUAACAAGUCUUCUGAGUAACACAUUGCCAGGGCAGGACUCCGGAGGUAAAAUCAUACAGCAGUCUUUAGGAACAGCACAACUGCAGCAGGAAAAAGGAAUUGGAUCAUCUAUCCAACAAAAUAUUCAGGUGGAUGGUCAUACAGUUGGACAAAAGAGGCCUGCUACUAAGCAGCUAACAAAAGGAACUUUUAUUCUACAACAGUUACAGAAAGAUCAGGCACAUUCCGUCACACCAGAUAAAAGUCAGUUCAGUUCAUUAAAUGAUGCGAUCCAGAGACUCCUCUCAUAUCAUGUAUACCAAGGAUCACUGCCAACUGAGGAAGAUUUAAGAAAAGUGGACAGUGAAUUUGAAUCUGUAGCUACACAGCUUCUGAAAAGGACCCAGGCUAUGCUAAAUAAGUAUAGAUGUUUGCUCCUAGAAGAUGCAAUGCGGAUAAAUCCUUCUGCAGAAAUGGUUAUGAUAGACAGGAUAUUUAACCAAGAAGAAAGGGCAUCUUUGUCCCGGGAUAAGCGUCUUGCACUAGUGGAUCCUGAUGGUUAUCAAGCUGAUUUUUGUUGCUCUGCCAAGCAGUUAGAUAAAACAGCUGAUGAAGCACAGUCCAGUAAAAGUGAUCAUCAUCAGUCUAGCAAAACACUGACUUCUCAGUGUCAGACUACCAAAAUGCAUGCAAAAGAUCGACCAAAAUCCAGCACAGCAGAAUCUGCAAAUCAUGACAAACUUCAUUUAGUGCCUAACAACAUUGUGACACCACAAGGAGGAAACAAUUCUACUAAAAAAGCAGAAAGCCUCACUAAAGCUUUAAAGUUUGAGAAGGCUAGCUGUUCUCCUGAAAGCCAAUUCAUGGCUAUUUCUGAAGAAAAGGUAGUUGGUAAAGACCUUGCCAAGUCCAGUGAGAAUUCAUCAAGUUCUGAAGACUUGUCAAAAACAUUGUCAAGAGCCAAUCAUGGUACUCAUAAUAAAACAUCAAGGAAUACGGUUGAAUCGCAUUCAAAGGUAACAUGUAAUAAUUCCCUGCAGGAAAAAACUCCAAGGAGCUCUCCAAAGAAUGAGGUUUUACAUCCUGACAGCAUGAAAGGCUCUGGUGAAUCCCAACAGGAUUUAAAUACAUUUAAAAACAUUUUGGAACUGAAAAAAACUGGGAGACAGUCACAGAGUGAGGCUACUGGUGGUGGCUCUGUAGAAUUAGAAUUUCCAAAUUUUUCACCUAUUGCUUCACAGGAAAACUGCCUGGAAAAAUUUAUUCCAGACCACAGUGAAGGUGUUGUAGAAACUGACUCUAUUUUAGAAGCAGCUGUAAAUAGUAUCUUAGAGUGUUAAUAGUUAGAGUACCAUGGACAAGUUAUGUUUCUCUUAGUAGGAGCAAAUGUGAAUGACGCCACAAGUACAGCCUGACAUAUGUCAAAGGUUAACCUUUCUAAACUAGAUUUGUUCUGUGUUUGAGAGCAAUACUCAUUGUGGUUACAGUGAGAUAUCCAGUAAAGUUAAUCCUUAUUAGAAUGCAGUCUGUUAGGGCCUACACAUUUCAAGUGUUAUAAUGAUAGUGCUUAUGGUAAUUGUUUAACACUGCAAUUUAAUGAGAUUGCAAUUCAUUUGGCCCUGGAUAAUAAGGUAAUAUACUGACAAUCACAGUCAUAUGAUAGGACAUGUUUAUUCAAGAUUUUUUUUAAAUUGAGGGAAACAAAAAUCUCCCAGUCCUCCUUUACCCAAAAUCAUCAGAUUUGAGUUUUUCAGGAAAACCUUAUGAUUAAAAACCCACUGUACCUCUCUUCAGAAAUGAUUGUCUUUUUGAUUUAUUACUGAAACUAUCUGUUUUAAGAUUUAAAUUUGAAAGAUGUUGUCUGUAUGUUUACAGGGCUUCAUACUUAAAGUGCUUUUCUGUUGUUUCUCACUGAGCAGAAACCACUACAUCACAAUUUAUCUGUAGUGGGUAAAAUUAGUCUAUGGAAGAAUACUGUAUGUAUCUCAGUCAAAUGGCACAAUGUGAACUAUUAAAUGCUAAACUAAGGAAGGAAAAAUGGAAGCCAAUAAAUGUCAAAGUGUAAAGAAGGAGGCCAUGACAGAGCCACAGAUUUAUUUGUUGGAUAUUUAUAGAUAACAUAUAUAUGUUAACUCUUGAGGAAAAGAUUUUGAAUUUUGUAAUUGGACAUAGUCAACUUAAGUCUUUCUGAAGUGGUAUAAAUGUUUUUGUUUUUUCAGACCAAGUGUCAAAAGCACUUUUAUUUGGAAUCUGUGUUACAAUAUUAAGUAGUUUAUACUUUAAGAGGACAUUAGCCUUAAUCUGAGAAAUGUAAAGGCCAGUGUUAUUUUUGCUUGUUUCUGCUUCUUGCUGUCAGAGAAUGUUAGUCAUCUACAGCAGCAGUCAUAAUUACCAAAAUAUGUACAGACCAAAGUCCAUCAGUUAUCCCAUUGUUAAAACAUAUCUAAAAGUGUAUAAUUAUUCAUUCAUAUUUUAGAGCCAAAGGAAACCCCUGCAUGGUUUUUGUAUUUGGCUUAUGUUCAUGUUGAUGAGAAUAGAAUUUUAUUAUUUAUUUAUUAAUCUGUGAUGUUCUCUUUUUUCUGCCCAUGCUGCUUUUUUACUAGCUUACUUUGAUCAUCACUGCUUUUGGGCACACAAGUGUUCUGACAUUAUUAAGGUGAAUCUAGUAUGUCUGUCUGCCCAGGAUAGAUCUUGUGGGUUCUAAGGCAUACUCUUUAUCUAUUUCUGUGUCCCUGUUCCUGACAAAAAAAUAAACAGAUGUUCCAAAACUUUCUGAUUACCAUUAUUGUCACCUAAAGACUCAUUAUGAUAAACUGUGGUUGUCAGUUAGAUUGCCAGAGCUGCCAGGAAAGAAAAAAAAAUAGACAGAUUUUUGCCCUCUGUAGAUUUGUAGUAGUGCAAAGAGGGUAGAAUCUGACCCUUUUGCCAGCUGAAAAUUACAGUGCAGCACAUUGUAUUGAGCUGCAGUCUACUUGUGAUCACUAAAGAAAACCAAAUCCAGUAGUGCAACCUGAGAAAGAUGAUGUUAUUUAACAUAUAAUUUAAGGUUUCAUUCCUCUUCAACCUGAAUGGAAUUAUAAAUAUUUUUGUACAUUAUGAAUUGCGGUUUUUUAAAUUUGUGCCAAUUUUUAAGCAUAAGUUUGUCAGAAUCCAACAUUCCCAAAUGUCAUGUAAAAUAUUUAAAAAUAAUAAUAGGGUAUUGCCAGUUUUAAAUUUCUAGUUGGGCAUCAUUACAAUAGUUAUCUCUUUUCCUGUUGGUGAUACUGACUCUAUAGUUUUUGCCUGUUGCCUGUGAGAUUUGGUACAGAUGUCUGUGUCCUGAUGGCUGUAUAUCUUUUAGCUCUUUCCAUUUUCUUUAAAAACUCUUUAAUGGUUAAAGAGCCAUUAUGAACUGUCAAGGAAGGAAAACCCUUAGUUACAUCAACUACAUAAUUAGUUUUUAUGUUGUAAAAAUAUGGAUGCCUCUUAAUAGAUCCUGUUCCUCUUUGUCCCCCCAUAAACAGGGUAUAAGAGUUCCAGACCCUGUACAGCAUAUACAAAACUCAAGUAUCAGAUUUUGUAUACUUCAUGUUGUUUUAUUUUUUGGGAGCAGCAAUUCAUUGAGAAAUAUAACUGAAGACUGAGAAAUGUUCUUUAUCAUUGUUUAUUAGGUCGGACAUAUGUGUGUGUCCAGAUUUCUUCUGUCAGGAACCCAUUGAACAAAAUUCAGUAAACCUAGCCUUGGAUUGCUAACAUUACGUUGUUCAUUAAUCUGAAUCCAGUUUUAGGAAUAUUGGUACUCAGUGAAGCAGAAUAAUUUUAUUUAUUGUUGUUUAAAAAGUGUGAAUUUGUUAUUAAGCAUAUGGACCCAGAUCCAGUGAAGUACUUAGAUAUAUCCCUAAUUUUAAGCAUGUAUUUAAAUAUUUUGCUGGGUCAGCAUCAUGAUUUCCACUGUUCUUUAAUACUGCCUAAGAUUAAAACAAAUUUUAAACUGGCAAUUACGAAAAAUAUUUUAACUUUUAAGAGUUUAGCAUAAUUUAUCUGUUAGAUUAGGGAGGCCUUACAGACUGACUUCACUUAAAAAGGAUGUGUCACUUAUUGUCAGUGUGGUAUGGACUUUAUUUGCUUAAAUACCUUCAUUUGUAUAGUAUGUCUCACUUGAAAUUGCUUUGUAUACAUUUUGUAAAAAUAUUUAUAAAAUGUUUUGUAAAAAAAAGUAUAACAAAUUGCAGUUUAUUUUGUUAUGUUGGAUAAAUACUGUUAAAAGACACAAGUCAGUAAAUAUAUUGUUAAUUCAUGGAUAGGAAAUGUUUAGUUGGAAAUUACAAAUUGAAACAACCAUUGCAAUACAGCCAAAGAUUUGGGAAAAAUGUCUAUCUGUGAUUGUCUUGAUUUAACUAAGAGGAAUAUUUUCUUUCCAAUGAGGGUUGUUUUCAGUAUCAAAUAAUAUGGCUGCAAAAUA
Gavialis gangeticus (Gharial) is the source of this 6505-nucleotide messenger RNA. RefSeq names its product GLTSCR1 like (gene BICRAL). The coding region runs from base 147 to 3404 and encodes 1085 amino acids. The record is from RefSeq and is a predicted model, not a curated record. Lineage: Eukaryota; Metazoa; Chordata; Crocodylia; Gavialidae. Gene Ontology annotation, biological process: positive regulation of DNA-templated transcription. Gene Ontology annotation, cellular component: SWI/SNF complex. The transcript is spliced from 12 exons.